Aedes aegypti (yellow fever mosquito) is the source of this 8749-nucleotide messenger RNA. RefSeq lists its product as uncharacterized. Gene Ontology annotation, biological process: activation of GTPase activity. The transcript is spliced from 10 exons. Lineage: Eukaryota; Metazoa; Arthropoda; Insecta; Diptera; Culicidae. Gene Ontology annotation, molecular function: guanyl-nucleotide exchange factor activity; protein binding. The coding region runs from base 1738 to 8313 and encodes 2191 amino acids. The record is from RefSeq and is a predicted model, not a curated record.
GUACGGUUUCGUGCGCGAAGGUGAAAAUACCUACCUGUUGUUGGCUUGGUGCGGUGUGUUGCCGAGUAUAACGUGCGCGAAAACACGCGAGUAUUUGGUUUUGAAUGCAGUGUCACUUGACUGACUGACUAUCAACUACAAUCGCAGACUUUCCUUUGUCGGCGGACGAGUUUGCAAUGUUGCGUGUGAAUUAUUGAUUUUCGGUGUUUGCUUAUUCGAUACUUUUCCGUGUGCUUCCUGUGUCGGAAGGUGAAAGGUGGACGUUGGAAUCCCGUUCGCAACCUUUUGUGGAUUAAUUUGAAGAAAGGAAAUAAAAACGAGGGAAGUGCGUGAAUUGUGUCAUCGUGGGAGGCUGCCGAAGAGAAAUGCCGAAUAUGGUGAAAGCGACGAAAAUAGAAUCGAGGUAGCCCAGAAUAAAAUCGAUGCAGUAGUUCAGUGGAGAAACACAAAGAAGAACCCAUGAAUGGUGAAUUUAAAUUAUGUUCGAUGAACGCCAAUCGAAUGUUUAUGAGGUGAUUAUCCCCAAUUUCACUGGGAGUUGUCACAUUUUGUUGUUUGUGGAUCGAAAAGAAAAGUUCGGAUGGUUUUAAUGACCUCAAGAGGCAGUUUUGAAAACAAGAAACCAUUUGAUCAGUGUGUGACUUAGUUUCCAAUGAAAAAAGAAGAAUUUUGAUUGUGUGAUGCACCGUUAGUCGAAACAAAAAGUAUCGCGUGGAGAUAUAGAAAAACCUACGAAAGAGAUGCUGUGAAGUCCAACAAUAAAACGAAAUGUUCAAAAGUGUGCUCUUUUUCAUAGUGAAGCGCUCUCUCUGAGGAACACCCGCUGGAGAAUCAAACCAGAAACGACUAUUAUCACAGCAGGCGUCGGCGGUCAUAAUCUAAGAUCUCGCCCGAGUACCGCUCGACCCCCAUCAUCAUCAUUGAGAGAGAGAGGACAAUGACCAUUCUGAAUUCUUAUGCUCCACAUCUUGAGUGGGGGGCCGUUUUGAUUGCCUCCUAUAAUUUCAAUUAAAUCUCAACCAGUUUCAACAUACUUAGGCACGACGCCGAAUUCCAGCCUCGUCAAGGUCAAGUUUGAAGAGUUGACUUCGUGAUGAAAACGGAUGAUUGAGCAAAAAUGAGCAAGUACCCUUCGACGUGGCUGAAGAUACUCGGUCGCUGAGUAAAGUGAAACUCGAUGGUUUUUUUUCGGUUACCAAGUUGUUUUGACAAAGCGCGAGGAAGCAUUAAGUGUUUGUGCGCCAAGUGUGUAGGUGCGAUUUACAAUUAUACUCUUGUGCAAAGGUGAAAAUAAUAAUUGGAAGUGAGGAAACGAGAGGGUCGCCGGUGAAGUUUUGAUUGGCGAGUGAUUGAUCGAAAAAAACGGGGUGUAUACGGAAGAAGUUGGCAAAGUUGGUCGCCUGUCGUGAACAAAAGAUUUGCGACGGAUCAUAAAGAAGUAAGCUGGGAAGCUGUGUACUCCGAAUACGUGUUGGGUGGGUUUCGCAAUUUUAAGUGAUUUGAAUGAAUGACUAGGCGAAGAAGAUACGACCAUACCGCGGAAGAUUGAGCUGUGUGAAGUGUGAAGAAGGAAAAGCUAGUGGAAGCACAGUCAAAGGCAGUGGAAGCGGAUUGCAAAUUGGAUUAACCUCAAUUGGAUGUUUGCUUUGAGAAUUAGUGUCGGUUUCCGUCGAGCUACAAUCAUGAGUCCCACCGCCGCCGUCCAUCCCCCGGAGGGAACUCCGCAAGCCGUCAAAGAUGUAUUCCACGCACAGCACGAAUCGAACGCAGGCUUCGGCCACCUUUGAGAAGCGCACCACCGACAAACAGCCUAGAUUCAUCCAACGGUUCUAUCUCUUUGGAACGAACCCAAAUCCCGGCACUCCCCGAUCGUGUAGUGCUCCAACUUCUCCCACCUCUCCAGAUCCACCGUCAUCCCUCAAGCUCCCAAAGAAUCCAAAACUCGCACCCGACAGCGAAGACGAUCUACCAUUUCAAUCGCUUUCCCCGCAACACUACAGUGUUCAACGGCUCAAGCAGUUCUGGAACAAUCGUCUUAGCCUCAGUUCACCCAACGCCUCCCAAACCAGCGAAGCUGCCCUCUCGGCAAAGCUCAAGCGCGUCACCCUAAGCCCAAUCAAUACCUCUCGGAAACCUGUCACUCCGGAAUUCCUUCGGCGAAACGGUUCCACCCGAGGGUCCGCCUCCCGACGAAACGUUGUCCGCUCCAGCCUAGUCCCGCUGUACUCCAAAACAGGCAGUCCGAAAGCAACUCGCCACAGUGACCCUGCCAAUGAAAGCUCCACUCAGAAACGAUCCAGCGUAGUGUUGAGUCCCGUCAAGGAUCUCAAAAAAGAGAAAAGGUCCUGCCUGGAAAGGGUCGGGUGCAAUGCAGGAUUCCCGCUGGUGACGGCAUCGGCUACUGGAGGACGCAUCAAUUGGGCUAGACGAGUUGAACUGCUCGGCAUUCGCAUGAACCAAGACGACACCAACAUGCCAAUCAAGGUGGAAAACUACGUCAACAACUUCAUCGAAGUUGACAUCCAGAAUGAACCUCCCUCCUCACCGCCUCCGGACAUUCCUGCGGAGGAAUCCCCUAAAGAAGAAUCUCCCGAACCAACGACAUCUCCAGAGACCAAAGAGUCUACCCCACCGAAUUCGGAUACGAGAGAUUCACUGGAGAGUAAGAAGAGCCUGAGCUCAACUGACUCGCAGUCUCUCGGAAGACGACAUGGAACUCCGACGCGGAAGGUGAGUUUUCGAACGACCACUUCGCCGUACAAUCGCAAACUGCUCCAAGCCAAAGAGAACAAGGUGAUGGCCCUGACGAACAAAUUCAACAAGAUGUGCCAGCAAGAUGCUGGCAUAUUGGAGGAAGUUCGUAAACGAGGAGGAUUCGUGCACAAAUCCGGAAGCCACGUGUAUAAAGUGGUCGAUGGCGAAGGCAGUGUGCGGAAGAAGUUAAACGUCAGUAACGUCACUCGAACGGAUGAAAGCUCGGAUGAUGUCUCGGUGGGUAGUAAGGGUUCGUACAGGAAAGCCGGGGUGAAGAAGCGCCCGAGCCUUCGGAAGAACUUGUAUCGCAAACCAGAAUGGGAAGCAGUGAACAGGACAUCGCUUUGUGUCAAAGAAGCACUGGAGAUUUUCGAGCCGAAUGGUCAUCGCGCACUAGUUCGACCACAGAUGGAUAGGAAACCACCUGCAGGUCGCUCCAAACCUAAGGUUCCCGAUAAAAGCGAUCAAGUCAUCAGGAAGACUAGGGAGCUGAAAAACAAGCGAGCGAUUCAAAUCGAUUCCAACAGUUGUGAUAGUAGCGAAAUGAGGGAGGUAGCAAUAGACAAGGUGCCAAAUAGUAUUAGCCAAGAUAGUAUUAAUGAGGAGCGAAGUGAAGUGGAUAGCAAUACUCAAGUUGUAGAAGAAGUGGCAAAAGUAGAGGUGGUUAUAGAAGCGCCGCUAGAAGCAUGUGGACCUGAACGUGUGGUAGACGAAUACUCUGUGGUAAAAAAGAUGUCUGACAUUAAUCAGAAUGAUAACGCGAAGCUGAAGAAAGAUAAAAAAGAUGCAGAUCAGAAAACACUUCCAAAGCAGAAGAGUACCGUACAAAGGAUCUACGAGAAGUUUACAUUUCGAUCGGCGAAGAAGAUCCACCUGAGUAGCCCCGAGCGCACUUCCAGCGAAUCGCAACUCAACUCCAGUUUAGACAAUGAUGAUCGUCUACAUUUCGUCGUAGACAACAAGCUCACUCGAAAGAGUUUUGUGUCUUCCAUCGAGAUACCCACGAUUCACAUAGAGGAAUCGCAGGAAAGUAGCACUGAUCCAUCAGAUCGCAAGAUUGUUGAUGCCAUCAAGUCUCUCAACGUGAAAAUCGACAAUCUCUCUAGGAGUUUCAAUGAUCUAACUAUUAGCGAACCUGAACCGGAACCGACUGCAGAACCAGCCGUCCAACCGAAUACUUCAUUCCUUUUCCGAAGUAUGUCGAAAAUCGGUACUGGUACCGAAACAACAAUCAGUCAGCUAAACAUCGUUCAAGCAGUCAACACCGUCGUGAUAAACAAGUCCAUUUCUAUGGAUGACCAUCAUUUCCCCUGUCGAGCGAACCUCGAACGCCUAAGUCUGAAUGAAACUAUUCCCGUGGUUAUGGUAAGUAAGGCGAUCAGUGCCUCCGAAAACGACUACGAAUUGGUGUCCAGAGUUGAGUCCCCUCGAAGAUCAUCGGAAGGCUCGACCUGCUCCUUCCGUGGCAGUACCAUGAGCAUCGAUAUCAUGGGAUUAAACGCCAACAUCGACUCCUUCCUGUACAAGGCGAAGAACGUCGAGAGUGCAACUACAAGUGAUCUUCCAACCGUCCAAAGUCCGAUUCAACCUGACACCGCCAGCAUCAAUAGCUACGAAUCCUUCGAAAACUACGAAUCCAUCGAACGAACCAGCAGUCCGAAAGAGGAAGACACCUACGAAGUGUGCAAUCCACCGGAACCUCUGCCACCGAGAAACGAUACCAAAUCGCCGAACGAUCUGGCACUGCCACAACCAAAACGUAACCUCGCCGGAUCUCCAAAGUUCUUGCCAAAAAUGCAACCGACUUAUGAAUCGAAAUACGAGAAAGUCAAAUACGACCAAACGCCUCCACGACCUCCCAAACCCGAGGAAGUCCCGCUGCCACCUCGUAAUUCCGUGCCCAUGGAGCUUACCAGCAUCCAUCGGGAAGCCCCAACUUCGACUUCCCCAACUCCUUCCGAAGAACCGAUCUACGAGGAGAACAUCUACGACACGAUCAAGAGCUCCGAUGGGCUGGACUACGACGAACCGAACGGCAGUGCCGAAUCGGCGGUACUCAAACGGCCAAAGCACAACCUUCCGGCGGAUGCCGUGUCGCUGAUGUCCUCCAGCUGUUACGAAUCGAUCGGAUCGAAGCUUACGGGAAUCGACUUCCUGAGGCACGGAGCCAUUACGCUUCCCCGGAUGGGAUCGAUCUCGACGCUUGCGUCCGAUCAGAUCACCAACAGUUUGUACGGGUGCAAUACGAACGGAGGACCCAGUUUGACGCCUCCGAGUGAAAGGGGUAGCGAUACUAGUAAUAGCGCCGAAUGGACGGAUAUUUCCGACGAUGAGGAGGAAGAUGAAGUUGGCAAUGGGCGCAGUAAUUUCAUUAUUGUACGAAAGAGGAAUAAGGCUCAUCAGACGCCGGUCUGGUCCAGGAAGGUUCGCAACAAACUGGUUUUGCAACAGCAGCAGCAACAACAGAGUGAGCAUGGUCUGCCCAAACUUGACGAUGAUUCCGAUCAUGUUUACGAAUCGCUCGAGUCGCACGGGCAUUCACGUAUCAGCACACCUUCGAUAGGCUCAGUCGGUCUAAAUCGACGAAUACCACCGCCACCACCUUCAUUCAACUCCAGCGAUACUGCUGCCAUCACUACAUCCAGCAGUCCUCAACCGAACUUCAUCAAACCUCAAAGAUCACCGACCGUGCUCAUCGAUGAAGCGUACCCUGUCGAGGGCAUCGAUUCCGACUCUUUCGAUAGCGAUGAAAGUGACGAAGAUCGCCGAAACGACACCUACGUACACUCAAACGAUAUCAACAGCGCCAAACAGCUGCCAGAUCCGCCACCCUCCAACAACCAGAUGUACGCCUUGAUGCAGAAAAUUCGCAACAUCGGGACGCUCUCCAAGUCGGAACUCGCCAAAGGAUUCAACAAGUUUUCCAAAAAGAAAAUUAGCUCCUCCAAGUCGCCAAAGAUCUUCACCGGUGAAAAUCUAACCUACCCGUCCGGUCCGGAUGAUAAUAAUGCAGCUAGCUACGAAAACACUCCGCUCCCGAAAACUCCCAAACAGUCCAAAUCCAAAUCGUUCAAACUUCCACUCCAGCUUGGAUCGUCCAGCAAACCUUCGUCCGACGACUACGAAAACACCGACUUUCACCAGCCGGUCACUCCAACAUCGGUCUCGCCCAAUGGAUCCGCUCUCGCAUCUAGUCCCGCUUCAGAACAAGCGGACCGAUCCAUCCUUGCCAGUAUCAGCAACAGCGACUCCAGCAAUGUCUCAACCUUCCGCAAAAAGUCCAAAACCGGCAAAUCUCUGCGCUCCAAGCUUCGCAAGAGCCUCCAAUCGGACUCUAGUCUCAACAUCCACAGUUCGUUCAACGCCUCCCGCAGUACGUUCUACGUAACGGACUCGCUGGACGUCGACUCUGGCAUUUUCAACGGCAGUGAACCCAACAGUUCGUCCUCGAAUCUGAACGUAGCCUCCGUGGGGAAGGACACGGCCUCUCCUCUGAAGCUUGCCCCGCACAAAACUCCCGAUGCCGAUCGACGGAAGUCCAUGAACGGUGGAAGCCCAGCUAGUCGACCCACUAUUCCACCACCACCGCCACCCAUCAGCGCACCCAUCGGGGACAAAAAGUUUCUAAAGAACCGAAAGCUGGGCGCUACUUCGUGGUACGCCGAAUGCGGAGUUUUCAAAGCGGAUAGCCUAAAGCAGGCCUCGUUCGAAAACGAACUCAAGAACAAGGAGCGCAGUACGACGUCCUGGUACGCUGAAGCUGGGCUGUAUCAAACCAGUGAUGUUUCCGUGGCAAGCUCUAGCGAAAGUUCCGGGGUGUCGACCGGAGGCGAAGGCGGCGGAGAGGACGACCACUCGCACAGCAUGUUCGUCAACGAGCCGCUCUAUCAGAUCUACAACGCGGCCAAGCUGGAAUCGUUGACGCGGGAUAUCGACGCGGAGAUUACUGGCGACGGAGACACCGAGCUGUACGACGACGGGUACGAGAAGAUCUCCGACCGCAGGAAGAGCGCUGGCGGAAGUGGUGCUGGUUCCGGCAGCGAUGAGGACGUUGUGGGCCGGAAAUUGCGCCCCAGUGCGUUCGAGCUGAUCGAACCGAACGUGGGCAAGCUGCGGACUCUCUGGUGCGAGAUUCCGGAGGUGAUCAACUCGGAGAUAUUGCUGACCCUAACUCCAACGGAGAAACGCCUCCAGGAGGCCAAGUUCGAGAUCCUCACGUCAGAAGCCUCCUACCUGAAAUCGCUCAACUUGCUCAAAACCCACUUCAUCAACCAUCCGGCCUUCCGGGACGUCAAGGUGCUAACGUCCUCCGAGCGCAAGACGCUCUUCUCCAACAUCAUUCCCGUGCAAGAGUGCUCCGAUCGGUUACUCUGCGAUCUGGAAAACUGCUGGCAGGACAACAUCAUGCUCCUGGGCCUCAGCCACAGCAUCUACAAGCACGCCGAGAAACACUUCCACGUGUACGUUAACUAUUGCGAGCACCAGGCGAAGAUCGAUCGCACCCUAAAGAACCUCAAAGCGAACAAAACCGAGUUCACCAAAACGCUGCUGGAGCUGGAAUCGGACCCGAUUUGCUGUGGCCUCAGUCUAUCAUCCUUCCUGAUGCUUCCCAUGCAGCGGAUAACACGGAUGCGCCUCCUGCUGGACGCUGUCCUUCAACGACUCAAAUCGGACGACGACGAAUUCAUCAGCUGGGAAAAGACCUUCGUACUGAUCAACCAGAUCCUGAAACAGUGCAAUGAUGCGGCCCAUCGAAGCGAGCAGAUGUACGAGAUGGAGAUGAUUUCGCGGCAGAUUGAAUUCCCGUCGCACAUCCGGCCACUCGCUAUCGUCCCUUGCGGAAUCGGUCCCCCAGGCAGCGUGAUGCGUAAGCUGGAGAAGAAGGGCGAACUGGUGCACUUGCUGUGGCGCGGUGACGACGCCAAGCUCACCUUCGGCAAGAAGUUCAGCAAAAGCAGCAUCUACGCGUUUCUGUUCACCGAUCUGAUUGUGCUGACCAAGAAGAAGGGCGACGAAACCUACCUAGUCACGGACUACUGUCCACGUGCCCUGUUGACGGUCAACUCCGGAGACAUUGUGCCUCAGCUGCCGACCAAGGAGAUGCAAGCCAUCGGGAAGCACCUGAUCAUCAUGACGCUGCUGGAGAACCACGAGGGAAAAACUAUCGAAAUGAUCAUCAGCUGUCCAUCGGAAACGGAACGCGAGCGUUGGCUCAAGGUGACCGAACCCUUGUCUUCGGAAAAUCCCGACGAAAAAAUCUACGAGCAGUGGGACUGCCCUCAGGUGGUGGCCAUCCAUCCCUACCAGGCCCUACAACCGGACGAACUGGAUCUGGACAUCACGGAAGUGGUCAACGUGCACCGCAAAAUGGCGGACGGCUGGUACGAAGGCGAGCGGAUCCGGGAUGGGGCCGUCGGGUGGUUCCCCAGCAACUACACCAAGGAGAUCCCGUCGGCACAUGUCCGCGCCAAGCACAUCAAGCAGCGCCACGUGCUCCUAUCGUACACGUCCAAAUAUAUCGACACGACGACGCGAACGCUGCAGCACAGCAAAAAGUGAUCGAGAAAUGUCGAAAGUCACCGAAAGCACCGCAACUUAACUGCAAUUAUUAGUUUUUACUUGUAACACAGUGUUUGAAAUCGCAGAGAUCUUAGUUAGACCGUAAAUCCCUAGUUACUGUUCUAUAGCUUGUUAAUCGUGUACUGUUUUCCCCUAUGUGUCCAAUCCUUAAAACUGAUCCCGAUGUAAAGUUGUUGAAUGCUAUGUUUGAGUGUGCGUUUUGUCUUAAAAAGUGUUUAAAUUAUUUGCGUUAGAAAGCUAACCUUCUCCUCCUGUAAGCGAACAAUCAGUACCGAUAGUUAGUCCUGUGUAUUAUAGACGAAUCGUGUAGAAAACUAAAUCUGUAUAACUGAGUACGUUUUGAGCAAUAUCUGGAAGACGAUGAUUGUAUGUCGCCCAGAAAAGUAUUAUAAAUAAAAGUAAUAAUUAUUUGUUA